UGAUAACAAUGGCAAUUAGCGAAACAUUAAAUCAAAAUAACUUACAGAGAGGUGGCAAAUCUAUCAAUUGGAUAUGGAACACUGAGAGUUCCAGAAGUCCAGACAUUCAACGACGCAGGAGAUACUUGAUCGAUGAGACAUCCGAUCAGUGGUGGAAUGACAUGAAAACCAUUUGGGAUCCAAGCGAUGGUGCGGCAACAACAACAAAUCCUUUGUCUCCAGAGGAAGAUAUUUAUUUUUCCGGUCGAGGCGGUCACUCUUCUCCUUUUUCAAACUUGCAAUCGCUUCCUGCGCAGAUGAAUACUACUGUUGAAGCAGCUAUCAUGGUCGAAAAUCCGCAGCACAGUGACGUAGACAGCAGUUUAAUCCGGGAACUAAUAAUAGAAGAGCACCACAAACCGUCAAAAAUUGAGCUCCAAUCAGUUUCCCAACGCUUGAGGGAUAUCAAGGAAAACAACACAGCCAUUCCUGAGCCUCCCAUUAAGACAGAGAAUGAGUCUAAAACGGAAGAACUGAGAGAAAUAGAAUCAGAAGAACCAGUCGUGACGAGAAAUGAAGGAGGGAAUUCCCCAUCGUUUGUGGAGUAUGUCGUUCCUGGUGUAGAGUUUGUCGAACCUUAUGUGGAAUACGUAAACAAGCACGAUGCCUUUAGGGAAUCUGAAAGCAUCUCUCAACAGCCAUUUGUAGAAUAUGUCCUACCUUCAGUAGAAUAUAUUGAACCAGAAAUUGAAUAUUUUACAACUCGCAUGUCAAACAGCUCAAAGAAUGUCGAAUCUUUUCCUUUGGAUGACAGCUCUGAAGAAGAAUUCUUUGGAAGAAGAGGUCUACCUCUUGAAGAAGUGAUUACCAUUGACCAAAAUCGAUUUCUAGCAGUACAUAAUGAAGAGAAAAUAACUUCAGAGACUAAAAGAGCAGAGAAACAGAGAACAAUAAAGCAGAGCGUAAGACACCAAAGAAUACACAGGAGGAAUCCUGGGUGGGGAAUUCCAGAAGUAGACUAUCCGACGUUAGAGAUCUUGCCUGUAGUGCAUUUCCCUUGCGAAGAAUAUGCUUCUCCUGGGUAUUAUGCUGAUGUUUCUUCAAGGUGUCAAAUGUUCCAUAUCUGCCAUGAAAAUGGCCAAAGAUCCUCAUUUUUAUGUCCUAUUGGAACCGUUUUCAACCAAGAAUAUCUCGUCUGUGAUUGGUGGUACAAUGUUGAUUGUGGAAAUUCUUUGAAUCAUGACAUAACAGAUUCUUACGAAGCUUUUGGCACGAGUGAGGAAAAAAUAUCUCUGCCUUCGAUUGCAAAACCGAAAGUUGAUAGCAUCUCUUGGAAUAAAGAUAACAAAAAUCAUUCAGACAAACUUUCUUUGUUUUCAGCUGUGAAAAUGAAACCAGAAGUUAACAACAAAUUUCAACACAGUAAGAAAACAGCUGAAAGACAUCCAAAUCUCUCCCAAAAGGCAAUAAAUUAUCCUAUUGGUUAUGCAUUACUUUUGCGAGAAUUUGUGAAAAAUUCCCCUCGUUUUUCGCCAAAUCAACCGGAAGAUUCCAAACACACAGAAAAUCCCGGUACACAAAAAUUAGAAAAUAUAAAAGAGUUUCCAAAUGAAUCGAAAAUUGCCAGUGACAAUGAGAGAAUCCUUCAGAAAAAUAAUGAAAAUUUGAAAAACAAAGGAAAUACAGAAACAGAGACCAAAAAAGGAAGGCAGAAACAGGAAUAUUACGGUGGUUCGAAGCCCUUUUCUUUAUCCGAAAAAAGAAUCCAUGAAAGGGUGAGAACAAAGAGAAUUAAAAUAAGAUAUUUUCCAAGAGAGUCCCAGAAAUUAUCAUCAGCUUCCAACUAUACCUCUGAAGAAUCAGAGCCUGAUCCAGAGAGUCAGGUUCCUAUACAAGAGUACAAUGCUUACGCACCUUACAUUCAUCAUUAUGGAACAAAAAGUAGAAUUAAUAGAAAGAACACUAAGGAAAAACCAGUAAAUAAUAAAAUGAUUAUUGUUAGCGACAAUCCAAUAAAUGUACCAGAUCAAAGAAAUUACUAUAAUAUAACAGAUGAAUUCGAAAUUAUUCAUCUUCAACGAAGUAAUAAUAAACCGAAGAACACAUUAAUUAAAAAAUAUCCAAAACAUAAUUAUUCCUCAGCUGCAAGCAUAGCUAACUAUAAGAAAGAACUUUAUUCAGACGAUGACGAUCAAUUAGAUGAGGUUGAUGACUUACAUCACUUAGAAAAUGUGACAGAAAAAAGAAAUAAUUCGAGUGACGAUCAUACUACGGAGCCUGAAAACAGACACUCAACCACUUUAGCACCAUUACAUAAAAAAAGACAAGUCAAUAAUCAGACAUCAUCUGCAGGCGAUAUUUUCCGUGUUGGAUACCCCAUUAUCGAUUAUGAGAACUUUUUGGAUGCCGAGGACCCGUAG
Molecule: messenger RNA, 2399 nt
Organism: Argiope bruennichi
Lineage: Eukaryota; Metazoa; Arthropoda; Arachnida; Araneae; Araneidae
Exons: 4
Coding region: 9-2399 (796 amino acids)
Cellular component (GO): extracellular region
Molecular function (GO): chitin binding
Source: RefSeq, a predicted model, not a curated record